This is a messenger RNA of Aspergillus oryzae RIB40, 5574 nucleotides long. Its product is annotated as trifunctional fatty acid synthase subunit FAS2. Gene Ontology annotation, biological process: long-chain fatty acid biosynthetic process. Lineage: Eukaryota; Fungi; Ascomycota; Eurotiomycetes; Eurotiales; Aspergillaceae. Gene Ontology annotation, cellular component: fatty acid synthase complex. The transcript has 3 exons. Gene Ontology annotation, molecular function: 3-oxoacyl-[acyl-carrier-protein] synthase activity; fatty acid synthase activity; 3-oxoacyl-[acyl-carrier-protein] reductase (NADPH) activity. The record is from RefSeq and is a predicted model, not a curated record. The coding region runs from base 1 to 5574 and encodes 1857 amino acids.
AUGCGUCCUGAAAUCGAACAGGAGCUGGCUCACACCUUGCUGGUAGAACUACUGGCGUACCAGUUUGCAUCUCCAGUGAGAUGGAUUGAGACGCAAGAUGUUAUUCUGGCGGAGAAACGAACGGAAAGGAUUGUUGAGAUAGGUCCCGCAGAUACGCUAGGGGGAAUGGCGCGACGAACGCUCGCAUCAAAGUAUGAGGCAUAUGACGCUGCUACAUCCGUUCAACGCCAAAUACUCUGCUAUAACAAGGAUGCAAAGGAGAUUUACUAUGAUGUAGAUCCUGUGGAGGAAGAGCCCGAGGCUUCCCCCACAAGCAGCACACCUGCCCCAGCUGCUCCAGUGGCAGCGACUGCGGCUCCUGCCGCAGCAGCCCCUCCCCCCAGCGCUGGUCCCGCCGCAGCCGUUGAGGAUGUUCCAGUAACAGCAGUGGAUGUGCUCAGGACACUCGUCGCACAGAAGCUGAAGAAGGGUUUGUCUGAUGUGCCUCUGAGUAAAGCCAUCAAGGACUUGGUUGGUGGUAAAUCCACUCUGCAAAAUGAAAUUCUCGGAGAUUUGGGUAAGGAAUUCGGUUCCACACCAGAGAAGCCAGAGGACACCCCUCUUGAUGAGCUCGGUGCUUCCAUGCAGGCAACAUUCAAUGGACAACUGGGCAAGCAAUCCUCCUCACUCAUUGCUCGCUUGGUCUCAUCCAAGAUGCCCGGAGGUUUCAACAUUACAGCCGUUCGAAAGUACCUCGAAACACGAUGGGGCCUGGGAUCCGGCAGACAAGACGGUGUUCUCCUUCUCGCCCUUACAAUGGAACCCGCAUCUCGUAUUGGAUCGGAGGCGGACGCUAAGGCAUACCUUGAUGACGUGACCAACAAGUACGCCGCCAGCGCAGGAAUCAACCUCUCUGCUCCAGCAGCUGGUGGCGACAGUGGUGCGGGAGCGGGAGGCAUGCUCAUGGACCCGGCAGCAAUUGAUGCUCUGACCAAGGAUCAAAGGGCCUUAUUCAAGCAGCAACUUGAGAUUAUCGCACGGUACCUGAAGAUGGAUUUGCGCGCAGGCCAAAAAGCUUUCAUCACCUCCCAGGAAACCCAGAGGGCUUUGCAGGCCCAGAUAGAUCUUUGGCAAGCGGAGCACGGUGAUUUCUACGCUUCCGGCAUUGAGCCCUCCUUUGAUCCUCUUAAGGCCCGUGUGUAUGACUCUUCCUGGAAUUGGGCCCGUCAGGACGCGUUGAGCAUGUACUAUGAUAUCAUCUUUGGGAGACUGAGGGUCGUUGAUCGUGAAAUCGUGAGCCAGUGUAUACGCAUCAUGAAUCGGUCGAACCCUCUUCUCCUUGAUUUCAUGCAGUAUCACAUCGACAACUGUCCUACUGAUCGCGGCGAGACAUAUCAGUUGGCGAAGGAGCUUGGUGAGCAGCUCAUUGAGAAUUGCAAGGAAGUUCUCGGGGUUGCCCCCGUGUACAAGGAUGUGGCGAUCCCCACUGGCCCCCAGACAACUGUUGACGCCCGAGGAAAUAUUGGCUAUAAGGAGGUUCCCCGAGCCAGCGCCCGCAAGUUGGAGCACUACGUGAAACAAAUGGCGGAAGGCGGUCCCAUCUCCGAGUACAGUAACCGGGCUAAAGUGCAAAAUGACCUUCGCAGUGUCUACAAACUCAUUCGCAGGCAACAUCGUCUAUCUAAAUCUUCUCAGUUACAAUUCAAUGCACUGUAUAAGGAAGUCAUCCGUGCCCUCAGCAUGAACGAGAACCAAAUCAUGCCUCCAGAGAACGGCAACGGGAAGAGAUCGAACCGGUCUAGUCAAAAGCACAACGGCAGCCCUCGAGCUGGCAAGGUCGAAACCAUUCCAUUUUUACAUCUCAAGAAGAAGACCGAGCAUGGGUGGGAGUAUAAUAAGAAGCUCACUGGUACCUAUCUUGAUGUGAUGGAGUCGGCCGCGCGGUCAGGUCUUACAUUCCAGGGCAAGAACGUUCUCAUGACUGGUGCCGGUGCUGGUUCUAUUGGUGCCGAAGUCUUACAGGGCCUGAUUAGCGGUGGUGCCAAGGUGGUUGUGACCACAAGCCGUUAUUCGCGUGAAGUCACGGAGUACUAUCAAGCCAUGUAUGCCCGCUACGGCGCCCGUGGCUCACAGCUUGUGGUGGUCCCUUUCAACCAAGGUAGCAAACAAGAUGUAGAAGCCCUUGUCAACUACAUAUAUGAUACGAAGAAGGGCCUGGGCUGGGACCUAGACUAUGUUGUCCCGUUCGCUGCCAUCCCAGAAAAUGGUCGGGAGAUUGAUUCGAUCGAUUCCAAGUCGGAGCUUGCUCACCGCAUCAUGUUGACCAACCUCCUGCGGCUCCUAGGCUGUAUCAAGUCUCAAAAGCAGAGCAAUGGCUUCGAAACACGACCGGCCCAGGUAAUCCUUCCCCUAUCACCAAACCACGGUACAUUCGGGAAUGAUGGUUUGUACUCCGAGUCCAAGCUAGCUCUGGAGACGCUCUUCAACCGUUGGUACUCAGAGAGUUGGAGUAACUACCUUACCAUCUGCGGUGCUGUUAUUGGCUGGACUCGCGGCACGGGUUUGAUGGGUGGAAACAAUAUGGUCGCGGAAGGAGUUGAGAAACUUGGCGUCCGCACUUUCUCUCAGCAGGAGAUGGCUUUCAACUUGCUGGGUCUCAUGGCUCCUGCAAUUGUCAAUUUGUGUCAGCUUGACCCUGUGUGGGCCGAUUUGAAUGGUGGACUGCAGUUCAUUCCUGACCUGAAAAGCCUUAUGACUAAGCUCCGUACCGACAUCAUGGAGACAAGCGACAUUCGCCAAGCGGUGAUCAAAGAAACUGCCAUUGAGAACAAGGUUGUGAAUGGAGAAGACAGUGAAGCGCUGUACAAGCGUGUUGUUGCUGAGCCUCGAGCCAAUAUCAAGUUCGAGUUUCCGAAACUCCCCAGCUGGGACGAGGAAAUACAACCCCUUAAUGAAACUCUCAAGGGCAUGGUCAACUUGGACAAGGUUGUUGUUGUUACUGGUUUUGCAGAAGUCGGACCUUGGGGUAACUCGCGAACCCGUUGGGAAAUGGAAGCUCAUGGAAAAUUCUCUCUUGAGGGGUGUGUGGAAAUGGCAUGGAUCAUGGGACUUAUCAAACACCACAACGGUCCGCUGAAAGGCAAGUCAUACUCGGGCUGGGUUGAUGCAAAGACUGGGGAACCAGUAGACGACAAAGAUGUCAAACCGAAGUAUGAGAAGUAUAUUCUUGAACACUCUGGUAUUCGCCUUAUCGAACCUGAGCUAUUCAAGGGUUAUGACCCCAAGAAGAAGCAGCUCCUUCAGGAGAUUGUCAUUGAGGAGGAUUUGGAUCCAUUCGAGGCCUCUAAAGAAACCGCUGAAGAGUUUAAGCGAGAGCAUGGUGACAAAGUUGAGAUCUUUGAAGUUCCUGAAUCUGGAGAGUACACCGUCCGUCUCAAGAAGGGCGCCAACCUAUUGAUUCCCAAGGCUCUCCAGUUUGAUCGCCUUGUUGCAGGCCAAGUGCCAACUGGCUGGGACGCUAAGCGAUAUGGUAUUCCCGACGACAUCAUCGAGCAGGUUGACCCAGUGACCCUGUUUGUUCUUGUCUGUACUGCUGAAGCGAUGCUCUCGGCCGGUAUCACUGAUCCUUACGAGUUCUACAAGUAUGUCCACUUAUCCGAGGUGGGUAAUUGCAUCGGCUCUGGAAUUGGAGGAACCCAUGCCUUGCGAGGAAUGUACAAGGAUCGGUACCUAGACAAGCCACUUCAGAAGGAUAUCUUGCAAGAGUCUUUCAUCAACACUAUGAGUGCGUGGGUCAACAUGUUAUUACUCUCCUCUACUGGACCUAUCAAGACACCUGUUGGUGCUUGUGCAACGGCUGUGGAGUCUGUUGACAUCGGGUACGAGACUAUUGUCGAAGGAAAGGCCCGCGUCUGUUUUGUUGGUGGCUUUGAUGACUUCCAGGAAGAGGGCUCAUAUGAGUUCGCCAACAUGAAGGCUACUAGUAAUGCCGAGGACGAGUUCGCCCACGGGCGUACACCGCAGGAGAUGUCGCGUCCCACCACGACUACACGUGCUGGCUUCAUGGAAUCGCAAGGUUGCGGUAUGCAGCUCAUUAUGAGCGCUCAGCUCGCACUGGACAUGGGGGUGCCAAUCUAUGGUAUUAUUGCUUUGACAACUACGGCUACCGACAAGAUCGGUCGCUCGGUUCCUGCACCAGGGCAGGGUGUCCUUACUACUGCGCGCGAGAACCCUGGUAAAUUCCCAUCGCCCUUGUUGGACAUUAAGUACCGCCGCCGCCAGUUAGAUUUGCGCAAGAAGCAGAUUAAGGAGUGGCAGGAAUCUGAGUUAUUAUAUCUUCAGGAGGAGGUUGAGGCCAUGGAAGCUCAAAACUCUGAGUCGCUCAAUGUGUCCGAAUACAUGCACGAACGAGCCCAACACAUUGAGCGCGAGGCCGUCCGCCAGGAGAAGGACGCACAGUUCAGUCUGGGCAACAAUUUCUGGAAGCAGGACUCUCGCAUUGCUCCUUUGCGUGGCGCUCUUGCCACUUGGGGCCUCACUGUUGAUGACAUCGGCGUCGCUUCCUUCCAUGGUACCUCCACUGUCGCAAACGAUAAGAAUGAAUCGGAUGUCAUUUGCCAGCAGAUGAAGCAUUUGGGCCGUAAGAAGGGAAAUGCAGUCCUGGGUAUCUUCCAGAAAUACUUGACUGGCCACCCCAAGGGUGCGGCCGGUGCUUGGAUGUUCAACGGCUGCCUGCAGGUUUUGGAUAGUGGCCUAGUUCCCGGCAACAGGAACGCCGAUAAUGUAGACAAGGUCCUCGAAAAGUUCGACUAUAUUGUCUACCCCAGCCGUAGUAUUCAAACGGAUGGUGUAAAGGCAUUCUCAGUCACCUCAUUCGGUUUUGGUCAGAAGGGCGCGCAAGUUAUUGGUAUCCACCCCAAGUAUCUUUACGCUGCUCUCGACCGCACUCAAUUUGAGGCCUACAAGGGCAAGGUUGAGGCUAGGCAAAAGAGGGCGUAUCGGUUCUUCCACAACGGUCUGAUCAACAACAGCAUAUUUGUUGCCAAGAACAAGGCGCCAUAUGAGGAUGAGCUUCAAAGCAAAGUCUUCCUUAACCCUGAUUAUCGGGUUACUGUUGACAAGAAAUCCUCUGAGCUUAAGUUCCCCGCAGCUCCCCCCAAAGUUGCUGGUAAAGGAGUUGAAAGCACAAGGCAGGUAGUUGAGUCGCUGGCGAAGGCUCACGCUGUUGAGAACUCCAAAGUGGGGGUGGAUGUGGAAAACCUGGAGUCUCUCAAUAUUGAAAAUGAGACGUUCAUCGAGCGAAAUUUCACUGCUCAAGAGCAGCAAUACUGUCGCAAGGCAGCCUCUCCCCAGGCAUCAUUUGCCGGACGCUGGAGUGCGAAGGAGGCUGUUUUCAAAUCCCUUGGAGUUAGCAGCAAAGGUGCCGGUGCUCCCUUAAAGGACAUCGAAAUCACUAACGAUGCAACAGGGGCCCCUGUUGUUAACCUUCAUGGUGCUGCAGCCGAGGCGGCCAGGCAGGCCGGUGUGAAGCAAGUCAGUGUCAGCAUCAGCCACAGUGAUUCUCAGGCAGUAGCAGUAGCCGUUUCCACGUUCUAA